This is a messenger RNA of Crotalus tigris (Tiger rattlesnake), 1699 nucleotides long. Its product is annotated as spermatogenesis-associated protein 22-like. The transcript has 9 exons. Gene Ontology annotation, biological process: meiotic DNA repair synthesis; regulation of meiotic cell cycle; gamete generation. Bases 495 to 1580 code for a protein of 361 amino acids. The record is from RefSeq and is a predicted model, not a curated record. NCBI's taxonomy places the organism in Eukaryota, Metazoa, Chordata, Lepidosauria, Squamata, Viperidae.
CCUGCCUUGAGGCCCCUCAUGUCCCCGGGAUGGUUUCAUCAACAUCACCAUCACCACCACCAUCAACAACAUUUAUUUAUUUAAAUUUAUUGGCCGUCUGACUCCUGUGAACUCUGGGUGGUGCACCAAACUCGAAAGAUUGAAAAAGAGUGAAAAAUAUUUGCGUAUCUUCCCCCCCCCCUCAGUGGCACCAUUUUCCCGCCAUUUUUCCUCCUUCCCCACCAUCCAUCUUGGCUCCUUCCCCUCCUGGACCGCCCUUCGUCUUCUUCCUGAUCAGUUCAGAUUUAGACUUUCCUCUCAGAAAGGAAAGCAAAGCCUGUCACCUGCCCCAACCAUUUUUAUUUUCAGAAGCAAAACAUUUACAUUACUGGGAUUAUUUCAGAUAAGCCCGUGUGAGGAGAGCUUGACAGGAUCUGAAGCAAAGAGACAGACAGUCAAGAGAGCUAAAAUUAUCCUUAAAUCGAUAAAGGGUGCUGUUAUCUAGAAAUAAAAACAUGAAGAGGAAUUUCACUGACAGUUCUUUGAUGCGUAGUACAGCAGGCUGCCUUCCGGUUCCUCUUUUCAAUCAGAAGAAAAGGACCAAGCAACCUCUGACAUCAAACCCGCUUAAAAAUGACCUAAGCAGUAACAAUUCAGCUGAUCAAUUCAAUUUCUCGGCCAUGCUCGCAGAUUUCGGAUGGGAAACUGAGAAGCCAGAACCGAUCCAACUGCAGAAAACAGUAGGCACCGACCCAACAGAGCUUGUUAUGCCAUCUUCUUUGUCGAGGCAACAACACACAUCAAAGCCGACAAUGCCUCAUACAGGAAGCAACUGGAGGCAGGAGGAAAGCACUAAUGUUUGGAAAAGAAAUGACUUCCCAGCUUUUGGCAACAGAACGGAGAACAAAAAGCUUUCACAGCUGGACGACCACCCCAGUUAUUGGAUGAAGCCUGGACACAUGUACCAGAAGCCAGCAGCCCUGCCACAGGCAUCGGAGAGAAGCAGGACAGAUGCGGCAGAAGAUUGGGAUCCAGCUGUUUCCCAGUGGCCUGUGGUACCAACAGCCCGAUUCAGAAACCUGCAGACCCAGGAUCCCUCCUACACAUUUAAGCCCAGCCCUUCCCAACAAAACGCCCUCAAGGAAAAAGCUGACAAUUUGCAAAAGAGCCAAACGAUUCAGAAAAAGCCGGUGGGCCAGUCUAAAAGGAAAGAAAAAGAGAAUUCUCUCCGAAUUUUAUCUGCUGUCAUUGAGAGCAUGAAGCACUGGAGCCAGUAUGCUGGUAAAACUCCACUGUUAUUUGAAGUCCUGGGUGUUCUGGAUUCCGCUGUUACCCCUGGACAAUUUGGGUCAAAAACUUUCCUUUUGAGGGAUGGAAAAGAAACCGUGUCGUGCGUAUUUUAUGAGAUUGAUCGCGAGUUACCAAGGUUAAUCAGAGGCCGAGUUCACAGGUGCAUGGGAAAUUACGACGCAAAACACAAGGUGUUCAAAUGUGUGUCUGUGAGGCCAGCAACAACUGCUGAACAGCAAACUUUCCAGGAUUUCGUCAAGGCCGCGGAUGGGGAGAUGUGCCGGUUUGUGAAAACAAGCAACGAAGUUUAAAUCUUUUUGAUGCAGAAUUUCAGAAUCUUUGAAGAAACACGUCACUUAUUUUUGUGCGUCUUCGCUGGAGGUUGUAACACAAAAGGGAAGUCAUUCUAGAAGUUCUUUUUAUUUGCCAU